AUCUCUUACUGACAGACGGACCGUGACGUGUUUCCCGGGGAAUUAUUUUUGCAGGAGCACGCAGGUAGCUGUCAACUUGUGGAGCACUGAUUUUUAGGUCCGUUUCUAUCACAAAUGAAGCGAGAACCAGCGAUAAUAUAGUAUAGCUAUUAAAAGGGGAGAAAACAUCAAGAAAAAAAAUGACGGACAACCACGUGUCCGGGAUGGAGACUUCGGCCGUGUCCGUCCUGAAACGAGCCGUGGAGCUGGACCAGAGCGGCCGCUUCCAGGAGUCUCUGGUCUGCUACCAGGAGGGAAUCCAGCUGCUCAUAGACGUGCUGAAAGCUUUGAAAGACGAGUCAAAGAGGGGACACUACAGGGACAAGAUCAAGGGCUACAUGGACAGAGCAGAGCAGAUCAAGGCUCACGUGAACCAGCUAAAAGAAGAUGGUAAAUACCACGAGCAGAUAAAGAUCCCAGAAGAUGCCACAGGCUACAGCUAUGAGACUCUGUUCAAACCGUACAUCAGCAGCACUCUCUCAGAGGUUUGGGUGGAGGAUCCAUACAUACGUCAUACCCACCAGUUGUACAACUUCGUGCGGUUCUGUGAGAUGCUGCUAAAAACGUGCAACAAGGUGAAGAAGAUCCACCUCCUCACAUCCCAGGGUGAAGCUGAUAACACCCAGCAGAGCAGCGCUCUGUCUGAGCUGAGAGACAGUCUGGGUGGUCAGGGGGUGACUAUGGAUGUGCAGUACUCCUCCACUAUCCAUGACAGGGAGAUCAGGUUUGACAAUGGCUGGAUGAUAAAAAUCGGAAGAGGGUUGGAUUACUUCAAAAAGCCUAAGGGCCGGUUCUCUAUCGGAUACUGCGACUACGACCUCAGAUGCUGCCACGAGACGUCUGUAGAGAUUUUCCACACCAAACACACAAAAACUCUAUGAACUUCAUCUCGCUCAAAGGAACGCGUUCCUCUAAAUCCAGAUAUGGACCAAAACAGAAGCACAUCUGCAACAGUUUUAGGUUUGCCUUAACAUCCAGCUUCUCACGCAGGGUUUGGAUUUGAACGUUAUUCCUGCACUGGUGUGUCAUAGCCGAAGCUGACUGUAUUAAUAAAUCCUUCCUCUUUACUUUACUUUAAGGGGUUCUCCUGUAUAUCCACUUCCCUUUGGGCCUGUAAAUCUCUUCUGUAACAAGGGUUGUAUUUAUUAAGAGUGCUUUUAUGGAUCUCGUACCAAUAUGUGCAAGAAUAAACUGUUGAAAAGUGCUUUUAUAUAUUUUCUAAACAUGAUUAAAAUGUGCUUUUAUUGAUCUAUGAA
Molecule: messenger RNA, 1295 nt
Organism: Fundulus heteroclitus (mummichog)
Lineage: Eukaryota; Metazoa; Chordata; Actinopteri; Cyprinodontiformes; Fundulidae
Gene: mitd1
Product: MIT, microtubule interacting and transport, domain containing 1
Exons: 7
Coding region: 180-920 (246 amino acids)
Biological process (GO): midbody abscission
Cellular component (GO): midbody
Source: RefSeq, a predicted model, not a curated record